ACAGAACAACCUGACGCAACAGAACAACCUGACGCAACAGAACAACCUGACGCAACAGAACAACCUGACGCAACAGAACAACCUGACGCAACAGAACAACCUGACGCAACAGAACAACCUGACGCAACAGAACAACCUGACGCAACAGAACAACCUGACGCAACAGAACAACCUGACGCAACAGAACAACCUGACGCAACAGAACAACCUGACGCAACAGAACAACCUGACGCAACAGAACAACUUAUGGCAACAGAACAACUUAUGGCAAAAAUGAAAUCGACUGCGGUAACAGAACAAAAUGAACAUACUACACAAGGCCAGCUUGCUCAGGACGACAUUGUUUAUAAAGAAAAAAUCGGUUCGCCGUCGAAAGGGAACUCAAUCGCCUUGACAUUCGGUAUAAUUGCCAUAAUUGCCGCCUUAGCUGGACUCGUAUUGAUGCUGAAAUACAACCUAAAGUGUAUGAGGACUACAACUGGCUACAAGCAGCUUGGACUGCUUGGAGAAGAAUCGUAUUUCCUCAAUGAACGAAACAUGGAUGUCAUUUGAACUUACUGCAUAUCUUUGAUGAACRCAUUUAUUUAUGACUUAUUGCAUUGACCAAUAAUUGAGGGUAAAGAUUUGAAUAGAGAUCAUUUUUGUGAUCGCCAAGCUGAUCAGUCUAGAGAUCACGGUUGSUGGAUYGUCAAUGAAGGAGUAGUAGAGUUAGUCAAUGMCRUCAGAGGCGUAUCGUGGUAAUUKUGUACWGUACAGUCAACUCUUACUAUGACGGACACUCUCGGACCGUAAUUUAGUGUCCGCAGUAGCGAGAGUCCAUUUUAACGGGAGUUACUUUCAGUCAUUUCUUUGUAUUUUUCGCCKGGGAUKCAGUAUUUUACUGUCCGCAAUAUCGAGGUGUCCGUUGUAGCGGGCUGUCCGUAAGGCGAGAGUUGACGGUACUCACGAUUCUGUAUGGCCUUGAUAACUCUGCAAAACAUUUGCGGGAAAAAUGUUGGAAAUACAAAAUCAUCUCACAACAUUGUUUUCUUUGAUAAACUUUAUUUGUAAGAUGAAUUUAUGACUUAUGAAUACAGAAAUUUCGCAAAGUUCARUAAUUAACCGCCAAAAGCCCGCCCGUGUGUGUGUGCACGGCAAACGCUACCCCGCUGAUUUGGUGUAAAUCUGAUUUGGUGUAAAUUCUAUUUUUUGCACGGACCUUUUCUCAAUUAAAAUUUCUAUCAGAUGUAAAUAGAUAAUUGAURAUAAAAUCUUAAUGAAUACUUGUGUUUACAGCCAUCUCGAUAGCAGCGAGUGUCAUGGUAUGUGGUGAAGUUGAUUUAUUGACGGUACCAUCAUAACUAGUCUCCUCGCACCCGUUCUUAGUGGCGGGCUCCCUGUCCCCCGACAGACAGGACUGGGACAGGAAGCUCGACAAUAAGGAAGGCUGCGAGGAGACAACAUCAGAACCCGACAAUUUCCCAUAAAGAGGGUUAAACCKCACUGAGCGCGCGGAAGUAUGGAUUUUAUCUGGAUAUCUCGCGAAUGACCGYACGUUUGUAUAUUUUGUACAUUUUUAUAGAAAAGUAGUUUUUGCAAUGGAAUAAAACGUGGUUAAGGUUAUA
Molecule: messenger RNA, 1604 nt
Organism: Exaiptasia diaphana
Lineage: Eukaryota; Metazoa; Cnidaria; Anthozoa; Actiniaria; Aiptasiidae
Product: 300 kDa antigen AG231
Exons: 2
Source: RefSeq, a predicted model, not a curated record